This is a messenger RNA of Zychaea mexicana, 1509 nucleotides long. RefSeq lists its product as uncharacterized. Lineage: Eukaryota; Fungi; Mucoromycota; Mucoromycetes; Mucorales; Lichtheimiaceae. The transcript is spliced from 8 exons. Bases 1 to 1509 code for a protein of 502 amino acids. The record is from RefSeq and is a predicted model, not a curated record.
AUGAAAGUAAAGAGGGAAAACCUCUGUUGGGCGUUCCGCAUACCUUCACCUGCAGUUGUCCCAGCAGAAAGUGCAUUGCACGUAGCACCCAACGAAGCCAACAACCACUUUCUAAUUGAGUACUUUGACAAUAACGAAAAUGCUACGCUUGAGGAUUUUGUCAGAGAAAAUAAAGCAAGACUUCGAUGUGCCAACAGUAAUGUCAAACAAUACUGGACUGGGCUUUCUCACAAAGUGUCAAGAGACUUGAAACGUCAAGUACUUGGUACGCCAGACUGGGGUAGCGUUUAUGAGUUCCUGUACCUAAAUGCCCCCGUUGCUGUCGCUGCUGUCGGUCCUGCAACCGAUGAUGCUACAAAAUCAUGUCGGUUUCUUGUGCAAAUGCGAGAGGCACAUCGGAAGAUGCAAGACAAGUGGGUGCUGCCAUCUGGCGCUUGUGUCGAAAAUGAGAUGGUUAAUUAUUGCAGCACACUGGACUUUCAGCAUUACAUUCUCGACACAAACGAUAGCUGCUGGGAAAAUGUCUUCAGCGAUGAAGAUUUGAAAUACAUCAGAACUCAUUCCCUGCCCAAGAUAGCAUCUGUUGAAGACGAAGACGUCAUUUCGUAUAUCCGCUCGUUAAAGGAUAAGAAAACAUACAAUGAAAUAAUGAUGCAUCUGACAAGGCACGCCCCAUACACUGACGAAGAAAAGUACGACAUCACCUGGCUACGCCAGUCAGUCAUGAACUUGGCCAGCAACUAUCGAUCAAAUUUCUUAAUAAAGGCAGCGGAGAACAAAGAAGCCCUGGCAACCAGCGAAGGCAGAAAUAUGAAAAGAACUCUAAAAGAAAGAAAGCUGCAUAGGACACGCGUGGAUCUCCGAUUUGUCUACGAUGGCGUAGAAAUCGCUUGUGGUGAGGCCGGUCGCAAAAGCGAAGGUGAAAGGGGCACGAAAGAGAUGCAUGAAAGCCAGUUGAAAUGCCCGAAGACACUGCGCGACAUGUUUGUCAGCUUGGCGAAGAAAUACACGGGCACCAAGCAAGACGUGAUAACAUUCGGCUUCAUAAUGAUGGGAUUUUCAAUCUCAUUAUUAUUCAUGGAUUGCCCUGGGCGCAGUGUCUGUCGUCUAACGCGCCUGCCGAAAUACCACGUAACUACCGAUAUCGAUGCAUUCACAGAUAAUGUAUUACCGAUAUUGGAUAUUCUUCUACAAGUCAAACACACGAUGCUGCGCGUCAUCAAAGCAGCUAGAUCUAGCAAACCUCCUCCAGCCGACCUCGCCAGCACUCAUGAGUUUUACAUUCCGUUUUCUGCUUCUCCUUCGAGAUCCUCUGUUUCUAAAUCAUUAACGUCGGAUAUCUCUGGAUCACACAGAACAUGCAUGGAAGACUUAAAACCAACUGACGACCUUGAAGAGGAUAAACAAGGCCAUUCCGGACGAUCAUUGCUCCUAUUUGUGAAGGAGGUCCAUGACGCGGGAUACGACACACUACCAUCAGUUAGCAUCCCGAACAACCUCGCCAAGUAA